CUUCUUCCCGCUCAAAAAGCGUGUCGGUGUGUUUGCCGCCUUUUGCAAGCAUCCUACAUUCUCUACAUUGACCGACUUUGGAAGUAUCGCCCAUGGGCUGUGCAAAAGGGCGGCUCGACUAGGCUCAAAGAGGCGCACGUAUACACAAACCGUGUCUUGGCUACACUAGUCACAUAAUCAUAUGAUCCCAUCCAUCCCUUCACGCAGAUGUCGAAGCCGAAAACGCUUCACAAACAUGACGACAACCACUCCCGCUUUCACUAGGCUCCCUGCCGAGAUUCUCGUCCAGAUCCUCGACCUGCCCCAAGAGCAAGCGUGGCGCGGCCCCAUCAUCGACUUCUCAACCCUCAAAUCCUUCCGCUUCUCCUGCAGAGCGUAUGCCUACGCCCCCUGUGUCCUGGAGAGACUGUUCACCAGGAUCCGCUUCUUGGCGUCGCCGGACCACGUGCGUUCUGCUGAGACCCUCGAUGUGGGACUGAUCAGGCCCUGGGUCAAGAGCAUUGUAAUGCAGCCGGCAAAGUACGUCUGGGACAUGACACGACUUGUGUAUGAGCAGAAUGUAUUCAAUCAGCCGCUGAAAACGCUUCGUCACUGGAAUGAUUCGUGCCACGUAUGGGAUAGUCCGCUGGAUUAUACGGCCCCUGACUUUGAGGCAUGGAAUGUGCUAGGAAGGCCGCAGUUCGAAGAGUUGGGUGUCAGAGGGUUCGUGGACAAGUAUUUGGAGGGUAAAAUGCCGUUCUCUGAGGCCCAGAUCCAGGUCGGGUUUGAGCAGUACAUGCAACAGGCAAACUGCAUGAAGGCGAUGUAUGAGGAACGCCGCGUCGAACAGGCAUGGGCCAAGGUGCUGUCCCAACUCCCCGAUGUCCGCGUGUUCAGCAUAGGCAAGUGGGACCCCGCGUCGUGUAGUAACUACACAGACAUGUGGAGCGACCGCGGCGACGACAUCGACACGCACGCGCACGAUCAGUACGACGGCACAGAGCACUGCAGAGACGUGUGCCGCCAACUCCAAGAACCCGUCGCGAACGCGCUCUUCGGCGCCGCAUUCGCGAGCCUCGCCGCCGCAGGCUCGCUCGUCGAGGACCUCACCAUCGAAGCCAUCGUCGACGGCGGCUACGCCUGGGCCACGAACCCCUCCCUCGCCGCGCUCAACCUCUCCCGUCUGCACUCCCUCACGCUCCUCGCCGUCAGCACACACGAAGAACUCUACGGCUACUGUGAGCCGCGUACCCCCGCCCCCUCCUCCCGCUGCGCCGCCGCCCUCAGCACGCUCCUGCACAAAAGCAGCGCCACCCUGAGGUCCCUCUCGCUGUUCCCCAAACUCCACCCGGACAGCGAUCUCUACUUCCCGCUCCCGUCCACGCGCACCUGCGCCGGCACCCCGCCGCUCCCCGCGCUCGCGCGCCUCGCCACCAGCCUGCCCCUCGACGUCCCGGCCUUCGCGCGCCUCGUCGCCGCCAGCCCGCUCGUCCACCUCGCGCUCGACACCUGCGCCCCGAGCUCCCACGCCGAGUGGCGCCCGGUCUGGGACGCUAUCCGGCACCACCGCAAUCGCAUGGUGCUGGACUUCAAUCACUUGUGCUGCGGGAACUCCGGGGGGCUGUGUUUGACGCUGCAUACGGGGAAUGAGCCGCCUUGGGAGAUGGAUGGGGUGUCGUCGAGUUUGGAGAAGUAUCUGACGGGGGAGGGGGGGUGGGAUGAGGAGUGUAGGGCUCAGUUCGAGAGGGGGGAGGAGGCGGGGAGGGGCGGGAGGGGAGGGAGGGGACGUGGGAGGGGAAGGGGGGGAUGA
Molecule: messenger RNA, 1789 nt
Organism: Boeremia exigua
Lineage: Eukaryota; Fungi; Ascomycota; Dothideomycetes; Pleosporales; Didymellaceae
Exons: 2
Coding region: 182-1789 (535 amino acids)
Source: RefSeq, a predicted model, not a curated record